UGGGGAUCCCUACUUAACAGGCAGACCUGCUUUUGUGCGUUUGUGCGUUUACUGGUUCUGGGUUUACUGGUUUUACUGGAGUUGGCGAGCGACGGAGCGAGUUGUUGGCUUGUUGCUGACUUGCUGUGAAUCUGGAUUUCUGGGAAUACGGCGUCCAAUAUGCAAGUACCCUUUGAAUGAGCGUGACAAUAUUCGAAGAGCUUAUGUGGUCUUAGGACCGUAUCAACCCCACUUAAGUAGUUACCCAUCUUCAUUUGACGGAGGUCAAGGUCGAAGAUUUAGUCCCAAGUGGUUCAAAGAAUGGUCUUGGCUUGAGUAUUCUGAAGAGUUGGACAAAGCAUUUUGCUUCCCUUGUUUCUUGUUUGAUAUUAUUAUGCCAUAUAUGUCUGCUCCUUACAAGAAAGGUAUAAGGGCUUGUAAACAAAAUAUUAUAAAUGAGCAUUAUUAUCGGAUCAAUAUACUUAAUGCUGUGAUAGACUUUCAGUUGGCAGAGUUGGAUAGUAGAUUUACAGAUGAUUCGUUAGAGAUCCUUGUUCUUAGUGCUACAUUUGAUCCACGUGAUAACUUUCGAUCAUUUAAAUAUGAAGAUGUUAAAAAUCUUGCUUUGAGGUUUUAUCCUCAAGAUUUUACAUCAUAUGAUAUGCUUGUUCUAGAUAUGGAGUGUGGGUUUUUUCUAACAGAUAUUCAGAGGGAUCCAAGAUUUGCCAACACAACUACUGUGUCUGAUUUGUGUCGGCGGUUAGUUCAAUCAAGAAAGUCAGCAUUCUUUCCUAUGAUUUAUAGAUUGAUUUGUCUUGUUCUAACUCUGCCAGUUUCUACAGCAACAACAGAGAGAGCAUUUUCAUCUAUAAAUAUCAUAAAAAACAAACUUUGAAAUAAGAUGGAAGAUGAGUUUCUUGAUGAUUUGAUGGUUCUCUACAUCGAAAAAGAAUUGGCCGAUAGCAUUGAUAAUGAUUCUGUGAUUGUUGAGUUUGAAGUGAGUGGGCCUCGGAGGGUACGAUUUAGUUAGUUUAUUGUUAUUUUACAACAAAUGUAUGCUUGUAAUUUUUAAUUUACGGGGUUUGGUUUUAUGUCCCCUCCGUUGUAUGUUUUGAUUAAAAAUUAUAAAGGCGUGAGGAUGAGUCUCCCACUGGGUUCCA
Messenger RNA from Rosa rugosa (rugosa rose), 1139 nucleotides. RefSeq lists its product as uncharacterized. Gene Ontology annotation, molecular function: protein dimerization activity. NCBI's taxonomy places the organism in Eukaryota, Viridiplantae, Streptophyta, Magnoliopsida, Rosales, Rosaceae. The record is from RefSeq and is a predicted model, not a curated record. The coding region runs from base 374 to 874 and encodes 166 amino acids. The transcript is spliced from 3 exons.